Molecule: messenger RNA, 1458 nt
Organism: Pseudomyrmex gracilis
Lineage: Eukaryota; Metazoa; Arthropoda; Insecta; Hymenoptera; Formicidae
Product: cytochrome P450 4C1-like
Exons: 5
Coding region: 606-1337 (243 amino acids)
Molecular function (GO): iron ion binding; heme binding; monooxygenase activity
Source: RefSeq, a predicted model, not a curated record
GAGGCCAACCUCUUAUUUUUUUAUUUCAUGUACAUUUUCUUCGUGUUGUAAGUGUGUAGGCAAGGGAGCUAAGCUCCGUAUUUUGCGUGUAUAUUACUUUGUGUUUAUAUUGGACUAUUUUUUCUACCUUUCACUAUUCUACUAUAGUAAAUUAUAGUAAAUUAUGUCUAAAACAUACAGGUUUUGAACAACAAUGCUUCAUUAAUGAAACUUUUUUUGGUAAUUUCGACAUGAAGCGAAUGUAAUCGGAAGUCGUAUUCGUUAAUUGAGUUCUUCAUUUUUUCUUGACGAAGGGUGCUGGUGCGAGGAGCGAAGCCUCUCUCCUUGCGGGGGACCGUAGCCUCCCUUGCCUGCACACUUACAACACAAAGAAAAUGUACAUGGAAUCAAAAAAUAAGAGUUGAUUUAUAAGUUUCUUUCUUCAUAAUUUUUUAAAAAACAACGACCGCCGAAUAAAACCUUCGGAACCUUAUUCGGGGCCUCUAUCGUCGGUAUUUAGUAUAUUUACCCUCUUAACUAUUAUCCAUCGAUAAUUCAUAACUUCUACUUUAAUUCAGUUUACUUUAAUUCGAUUUACAAACACAUACAAACACAUAUUAAAAAAUAUGAAUGUUCAAGCAUUGCACAAACUGUGUUUAUUUUUUGAGUUAGUUCAAAAGAAGCGACUCGCUUUGUUGGAUCUUCUAAUAGCGGCAUUUCAAGAAAAUCAAAUAACCGAUUUGGACAUCAGAGAAGAAGUCGAUACUUUUAUGUUCGAGGGUCAUGAUACUACGGCAAUGGGUAUAUGCUUUAGUUUGUUAUUAUUAGCUGAGCACAAGGAUAUUCAGGAUCGUGUCAGAACUGAAGUAAAUGGUAUGAUGGAAGAGAAUGAAGGAAAAUUGACAAUGGCGUCCUUACAAAAACUACCAUAUUUAGAAAGAUGUUUGAAAGAAGCGAUGCGAUUGUAUCCUAGUGUGCAUUUAAUAUCGCGCAUUCUUUCAGAAGAUAUAAAAUGCCAGUCGUAUACAGUGCCGGCUAACACAAUCGUGCACCUUAAUAUCUAUGGCGUUCACAGAGAUCCCAACUUCUGGCCGCACCCAGACGUAUUCGAUCCAGAUCGAUUUCUGCCCGAUCAAGUGCAAAAUCGUCAUCCUUAUUGCUACUUACCGUUUAGUGCGGGAUCACGGAAUUGCAUAGGUCAACGGUUUGCUAUGUACGAAAUGAAGGCUAUGAUCGCUUCUCUAGUGCACCACUUCUACUUGGAGCCUGUUGAUUACUUGAAGGAUCUUCGGAUUAAGUGUGAUUUGAUACUUCAUCCUGCUCAUCCGAUUCGUAUAAAAUUCGUUCCAAUCAAGUAAAUAAUAUCAACAAAAUUAGGGAAAGGGGAAAACAAUUUCGUUACGUGGUUAUUAAAUAAUUAUUGAAACAAUCUCAUAUACAUAUAUGUGCAUGUAAGUAAUAUAUUCUUUGUGAAACAGA